AUCACACGGCCACCAAGGUACAAGACAAUAACACUCUUUUCCUUUCGUUUCCUCCAUCCCCCCACCGGAAACACAUCUACCGACCACCACCAAAAUGGAUAUCCGCCACCAAAUCCACGGCGGAUCUCCGUCUUCAUCUUCCACCACCUCCUCUACAUCCUCCCAAACCCACCACCCCAUCACCACAACCACCACCACCACCUCCGCCGAUCCAAUGCACUCCUGGUGGGAAUCCAUCUCCAAAGCCCGUUCCCGUAUCAACCUCUUAUCCACUCUCUUACCCGACCCGAACCCGAUCUCUUCCCUCGCUGACUCAGACUCCCCUGCCAAUUCCUUACUAUCCUCUUUCACCGCAUACGACGCCGUUUCAACCUCUUUAAUCUCCUCCCCUUUUUCCGGAUCCGGGUCGGACCCACUUUGUAAUUGGUUAUAUGAUACUUUUCUUUCUUCAGAUCCAAACUUGAGGUUAGUUGUUCUUAAUUUUAUCCCAAUUAUAUCUAAUCUGUAUCUAUCUCGUAUCUAUAAUUAUAAUAAUCAUAAUAAUUCCACUCCCCCAUCGUUAUCCGGUUUCGAAGCCGUAUUACUCGCAAUCUAUUCGUCCGAAACGAAAGCUCGGGCCGGAAAACCCGUAACCAUUUCGAUUCCGGAUCUUUCGCAGCCCUCAUUAUAUCAUUCCCCUAGGGUUAGUAAUCAGAAUUCUAAUAGUAGUAGUGCUAGUAAUUAUGGUUAUGGUAGUAAGAAGAAGGUUAGUUCUAGUAGAGUUACGGCGUCGCGGCCGGCUGCUACGGUCGCGGUGGUUGCGGCUCCGUUGGAGCCGCAGACUGCGAUCAAGUCGACGAAGCGGGCGACGAUAGUUGGUGUUGCGUUGGAUUGUUAUCAUAGACAGAUUGCGCAGAUGCCAGCGUGGUCGAAGGUGGAUUUUUGUCAGUUUUCUGCGGGAUGGGCGGGGCAGGACUGUGCGUGUAAGUCGGAGUUUGAUGAGAGUGAGCAUGUCGGGGUCACGAGUUUCGAGGACGGGAUUGUUGAAAACGGGAAUGAAAGUGAGGGGAGUGUUGUGGAGGAGAUGAAGAGUUUGGCGAUUCAGGGUGAUAAUGAGGAUAAUAACGGUGGUGUUGGUGUUAAAGGGACUAGAAUAUUGCUACCGUGGGAGUUAUUACAACCGACGUUGAGGAUUUUGGGCCAUUGUUUGUUGGGCCCGUUGAAUACGAAUGAAGUGAAGGAUGCAGCAUCGGUGGCUGUGAGAUGUUUGUAUGCUAGAGGUUCGCAUGAUUUAGUUCCUCAAGCGAUUUUGGCUACCAGGAGUUUGAUUCAGCUUGAUAAGAGGGCUCGUGAGGCUGCUGCAGUGGCUGCAGCGUCUGCUGCUAAUACAGUGGGUUCUAAUGCUAAUACACCGAGUAAAGCAAAGAAGCCGGAAAUCCUUUUGGUGUCAAAAUGAUGGCAGAGUAUGUAUUUUGAUUAAAUUUCGAGAAUUUACUUAUUUUUUAUUUGAACUUGAUGAUAUAAUGUUUGUGGGCUUGUUGUAGGGAUAGUAGAGCUAUAGGUUGUGUAAUUGGUGACGAUGAUUAUACUUUGUCAACUUAAAAAUGUGUAGAUGCAACAAAUUGUUUGUGUAAUUUGUUUUUUUGCCUGCUAUGAGAUUGCAUUCAGUUUA
Molecule: messenger RNA, 1651 nt
Organism: Erigeron canadensis
Lineage: Eukaryota; Viridiplantae; Streptophyta; Magnoliopsida; Asterales; Asteraceae
Product: mucin-5AC
Exons: 1
Coding region: 95-1435 (446 amino acids)
Biological process (GO): protein localization to plasma membrane; phosphatidylinositol phosphate biosynthetic process
Cellular component (GO): plasma membrane
Source: RefSeq, a predicted model, not a curated record